AUGAAUUAAUCAACUAAUUAAUAGCAUUAGUCUCAUGCGGAUGAUCAAGUUGAUUAGCAUGGCUAAGGAGCACAUGGUUAAGGUUAUUAAUCCUAGGUAAAUGUUUUUAAGACUAAUUUAGUAAUUAAAAUAAUCACAUCCUGAAAUAGAAAAGCAACCAGAUGUAUGUUAUAUAAUCUAUAAAUAUAGCGUUCUCAACAUUAAAAUUUGCACAAUGAUCAGUCUCAUCACCAACAUUCGAAUCACGGUCAUUAGGAUGGAGAUCACUAGAAUCACAAUGCGAGCCAUGAUCAUCACGAGGGUCAUUACAACCCUUUGUAAAUGCCUUGUGAUUGGGAAAUAGCAAGAAAGCAUGCAUUGUCAAGGCGGACGGCAUGGGAGAAAAAGAAGGACCCAAUGAAAACAUUAUAAAGUAGUUUAGGAUUAUGAAUAACGUAGUUGAAACGUGUCCCUGCUGUGGAUUUGAAGUAGACCGAGAGGAUAUUCCUUAUUGUUCAGAUCCCAUGGCUUUAUCCUUUUUGGGUUCAGGAUUUACAUUGUUUUAUAAUUACUUGAAAUAUUGCAUAAUUAUCCUCUUCAUAUAACUCUUGGUUAAGUAACUACAUAAUUUGUACACAAACUUUAAUGGUUCAUAUUGUAGUCACAUAAAAAGAGAGAAGAUGGAAGGACAUAUAAUCGAAGAGCCAUAUUGUCCUGAUAGCAUAUUCUUACAAUUAUCUUUGGCAAAUAAACUUGAGUAAUUAAAAUACCUAAAAUAGCAAUCGAGAAGCUCUUGAAAUGAUGCAAGUCUUAAAUUUCAUUAGUAUUUUCAUAAUAAUGUUUGUUCUCAUUUAUUUCAGAAAAAGUCAAAGAUAAAUAGAUACUACUAUUGAUGAAGAACAAUUGACUCCUGCAGAUUAUACCAUUUGUGUUAAGAAUAUUCCUACGGGUUUGAAUGUGGAUUAUAAAUAUGAACUAAAGAAUUUAUUUGAAAAUUAUUCCGUUUUGGAUUCGUCUAAAUAAAUUAUUGUUAGAAAAGUAGUUUUAGUUUAUGAUAUAGAAGAAAUAAUAGUAUUGGAAAAGAAAUUAGAUGAAUUAUUACAAUCAAAGAAGGAUGCUAUAAAAUAAAGUAAUUUUAACUUUCAUCAUGAAAGUGUGUAAAAGAUAGAUGAAGAAAUAGAACAUUUGGAGCAUCAAAUCCAUAAAAUAGAGGAGGAAUAUGAAACUCAUAACACAAACUUUGCAGGAAUAGCCUUCAUAUCUUUUGAUGAUGAAUCUAUGAAGUAAUUAGUGUUACAAGAUAAUCCUCAUACUCAAUGGGAACGAAUGAGAUCUCAUGUAAAUAGAGGCAAAUUAAGAAGUCUCACAAAUAAUGAUUUAUAGUGGAAUGGAUAAAAACUAUUUUUAGAACAGGCACCUGAGCCAAAUGAUGUUGAUUGGGAAUUUAUUCAUAUUACUACUAGUGAGAAGAUAUUUAAACGAGUGAGAGCUUGGGUAUAUUACAUUUUAUUUGAAAGUGCUGCCUUUUUCAUUAUUUACUUAAUAUCUCAUAGAUUAGCUUUAUUGGGCGAUGAGGCUCAUGAAGAAGAAUUGAAAGGAAAAUUGGAUGAAGAUACUAAAAGGAAAAUAAACAUCAUGUCAUUUAGUAUUUCAAUGACAAUAGUAUUAUUCAAUAAAUUUGGAGUCGCUAAAAUAGUUCAUUAUAUUGUUGACGAUGAAAAAAUAUCAAAUAAAACAAAAUUUUAAAUAUCUUUCGUUUAUAAAUAUGCAUUAGCAUUGUUUUUGAAUGCAGCCAUUAUAAGUUUUUUGGUGGACAUUGUAAUACUCAAAAAUGUCAAAGGAGCUGGAGGUUUCAUCUAAAAUGAAAGUCAAAUCUUUGUGCUUAAUGCCAUUUUCCCUCCAUUCAUUUGGUGUGUGGAUCCAUGGAGUUUAUGCAAGAACAUUUGGAGAAAAUACAUUAUGUCAAAGGGGGACAAAGCACUUUUAACUCAAUAAGAGGCCAACAAAUUAAUGGAGGAACCAGACUAUCUCUCUGCAAAACGAUAUUCGGAUGUUAUGAAGACUAUGUGGUUUACAUUUAUGUAUGGCACUGCAAUACCUUUAGGCACUUUAUUCAGUGCGUUCGGAAUUCUAAUCUACUAUUUCGUUGACUACUAUAACAUAUUGAGAAGGAGAACUGUUAAGGAAUCCAUAAGUAUACAGCUCUCUACAGGUACACAUGAUGAUUGAUUAUUAGAAAUGAUUGAAAUGUUAGAGUAUAUUAUUGCCUGGUGUGCUUUUGGAGAAAUGAUUAUGACUUACACUUUUUUCAAAGAAGUCAGCAAAAUAGAUAUUCUGCUUAUUGUCUUGGCAAUAUUAUACUAGUAAUUGCCUAUGGAGGAUAUAUCUGAGUAUCUCUUCCCAGUUGAAAACAAUGAGGAAGUAUAUUCUUGAGUUAUUUAGAUAAAACCUUAUGCUGAAGGGAGUGCAAGCUUUGAUACUGAUUAUGAUAGGGAGAAUCCUGUUACUAAGCACAAGGCUUUGGCCCAAUGGAAUAAAAAAUAAUAAAGUGCUGAGAAUCCGAAUCCAAAGAACAAAAAGAUUUUGGCCUAACAGGAAGAGUUUGGAUAUGCAGGAGAUGGCCAUUUCGGUCGUAGAUGA
Paramecium octaurelia is the source of this 2619-nucleotide messenger RNA. The record is from the annotation of a GenBank genome assembly. NCBI's taxonomy places the organism in Eukaryota, Ciliophora, Oligohymenophorea, Peniculida, Parameciidae.